AUGCAAGCAUCCCUUGCCUGUCUGUGCCUGUGCCUGCUCAGCACAACCCUCGCCACACCCGUGAGUAUGGCUUUUCCUGGGAGAGCUGCUGGGAACUGUGUGGGACAACACCGGAUACUUCUGAAAAGCUGCAACGCCAAGCAUGGCUUCUACAUUUUCAAAUAUGUAUACUCAUACUCGACGCGGAGGAACCAGACACAGAUAAAGAAAGAAGAGGCUGGCCACCAGAGCAUCAUCCCCAGCCACCGGCUGGAUGAGGAUAAUGCCAGACGAGAGCCACCGGCUGGGUCGGCUGGGACGGCCCCAAAGCACAGUGACAACAGCAGCACUGAAGUAGUCGAGUAUGGGAUUGUCUUCAAACCUAAACCCCACAGCACCCCAGGCAUCAGCAAGGAUGGCCCCAGUCCUCACCCUGGCACCGGCACACGAGCGCGGGGCAGUGGUGGUGGCAUGGGUCCCAUCCCAUCCAGCUCAGAGGGCAGCGGCGAUCUGGAUUUCGUGGUGGAAGUUGAUGGCGGUGCUCCCGUUCUCUCUCAGGGUGAACGCCCCAGUGAGGUUGUGGUGGGGAACAGGUCCAGUGUCAGGAGUGAGGAUAAGGAUGAUGGUGCCCCCAGGGUGACUCCGGGGGGGGGAGCCGUGUUUGCUGGGAGGGAGAGGGCCCCUACUACCAGAGGGGCAGGGGAUGAGGGCAGCGGGGAGGCCACUGUCUCUGGCCAAGGGCAGGAGGGUGUUAAGCAGGGUACAGGGACAGGAGGCAUUGCUUUGUCCUCUGUCACUGAGAAGAUGGAGGAUGUCCUAGUGGAUGCCGCAGGUGUGGAUGAAUAUGAUUACAUCCCCGAUUCAGGCAGUGUCACCGUCACCCGUGGGAGCCUGGGCAGCACAGACAGGGCCAAUGGCUUCACCCAGUUCUCUCCAGGCAAGGAUGACGAGGUUAACAUCUUCAUUGGGAGGGCGAACAUCCAUGUGGGGGAGCAGGAAACCACGCAGGCUGGUGUCACCGUGGGUAGGGAGAAUGACAGCAUCCCCUCUGUGGGAAGCGGCAGGCCCCUCCGCAGGCUGGACGUCACUGCGGCACCCAGUGGUGAAGAUGACAGCAUCCCUGCCCACAGGCAGCCCGAAAGAAUGGCCACCAGAGCCACCCCAACCCGCGGGGACAGCCUUGCCAGCAGCCUCAGGGACGGCCAUCUCACUGGAGAGGAUGAGGAAGGUGCCACCACCAUUGGCGUUGAUAGAGGACUGGUAACCCCUGUCGCCUGGACAGUCACUAGUGGUGACACUAGCAGCUCCACAGUGACCAGAAUCCACGGGAAAGAUGACGAUGAGGAGAGAGGAGAGGGACAGAAGUCCAAGGGGAAGCCAGACCGUGUGGCUACCACGACCCCCCACCACUGGGAUGACACGGAGGCCACUGUUGCUGUCCCAGCCAAGGGGGCCGGCAUCCGCCCGGCCGCGACCGAGGGGGACCGCACCACGCCGUCGGUGACAGCCAGCAGCCACAGGGCAGGCACGGGCACUGUGCUGGGCAGAGGAGGCAGUGGGGAAGCAGGCACAGCCACCUCCAGACCCUCCCGUGCGGAAGGGGCAGGGGUGAGGGUCCGUCCAGGGGGAGCAGGGCUCGCCAAGACACCCAGGGUGGACACCGCACCAAGUGGGAAACCCAGCGGCUGGGCAGCGAGCGGGGCCCAGACGAGCGCUGGCGGCUCUGAUGGCGAUGCUGGGGGCAGGUCUCAUGCCGCCAAAGCAGGAGGCAGCCCUGCCCCACAGGCAGGGCGAGACACGGGCAGCACGGCAGCGGGCCGGGAGCGGGGCCGAGGCGGAGCGAGCGCGACGGCAGCGCCGCGGGCCGGGGGCGGCCGGCGGCGCGGGCAGCCGGGCGGGAGGCUGGGCGCCGCGGCGCCGGGCACCGUGGCCGUGCUGGGCCGCAGCCGGCAGCUGGACCAGCUGAAGCGCGCCGACGAGCUCCACGUCCGCGAGCGGGCCUUCUACAGCCUCGGCGGCCCCCAGGGCCCCUACCCCGGCCUCGGGAGCUCCGACAGCAGCCAGUCCUCCGAGGGGGAGCGGGGCAGCCACAGCGAGAGCGGGCAGGCGGGGCUGCAGCCCUCGGGGUACCCGCAGGGCCGCUGGAUCCAGGGGCCGCUCUGA
Lonchura striata (white-rumped munia) is the source of this 2142-nucleotide messenger RNA. NCBI's taxonomy places the organism in Eukaryota, Metazoa, Chordata, Aves, Passeriformes, Estrildidae. The record is from RefSeq and is a predicted model, not a curated record.